Molecule: messenger RNA, 6735 nt
Organism: Caenorhabditis sp. 36 PRJEB53466
Lineage: Eukaryota; Metazoa; Nematoda; Chromadorea; Rhabditida; Rhabditidae
Source: the annotation of a GenBank genome assembly
AUGAAACGAGUGGACGACUUGUUGCUCACGACGUGCUCAUUCUUCUUCCUUCUUCUCGGAUCACUCCCUUCCGCCUCUUCAGAUGAACAUGUCGUGUACUGGAACUCCACGAAUCCAACGUAAGUCCCCUUAUAUUUCUUUCUUUUUUUAUUCUCUUCAUUUCGUACUACUGUAGUUACGUUGAUAGUCUCUGCUCGCGCGCUUCAUUAUAAUCUUAUCAAAUUGGGCAAACAGUCGGCUCGAAACUACUGGCCAUUGUUCGCCGAUAACCGAAUACGCCCGCAGGUGCUUGUAGGGACCGUCAGCUUUUCGACCAAAUGGCUUUUCGAAGCUGCAGCUGCUGCUCAUCAUUUUGUUUAGAAAACUGGGCGAAUGUGAGAACAUAGUCGUUGAAUUCUUCUUAUAAAUUGUAAAUGUGACGUGCGGGAGAAAUGUUUUGUUUUGCCGCCGGGACCACCACAAUCCGGUGUGCUCCAUUAGAACCACAUCACCUGCUCCUCGAUUUCCUCCUCCCUUUCCCCCCAAUUGUUUACCGAUCCACACGUCUUCGGCUGGCCUCUUCCGUAUUCUUUUAGAAACCACCUUUCAAUACUUGCUGAUCAUUUUGACGCGAGAACAGAAUACCGCUGCCGCCGGUUAUUUGCAUAACAACGGACGGUGCGCAGUGGGUGGAGGUCGGUGUCACUUUUUGUCAGGUGUCAACACGUUUUGCACUGUCAAUCGAGUUAACUAGGUGUGGUCCCACGUGUUCCAGUCUUUUGCAUUGUUCGAAAUUCCCCAACAGCUAAGAUAGAAGAGAUUAGCACCAGUCAGUCACAGUAAUUAUCCAACGUUACGUCAAACUUGGCGAUGGGCUACCCAGAUAAUCAUGCGAGCGACAUACAGAUCAUCAAACCGUUAUGUGGUCCGUUCCGGAAAUGUGUGAGACCAAUGUGUGUCAUUCGUUUAUUUGGAGUAAUAUCAAUAUCCACUUGAGCAGAGUUGCGUAGUGGAAGCCCCUCUCCUUGUUUGCACUCAGAUUUUUGACUAGGCCCAAGAUGGUGUGUUAUGCAACGCAGGUGUGGGAGGGAGGGAAGAGCUCAUGGAGGUCCGAGUCCGACGAAAUAUACUAGACGUUUGAUGCGAUUAAAAGGAGUCUCCUAGCACAAAAUUGCUGUCUUUUCUGCUGCUCUCCGUUUCACUUGAAGAGCCCAUUUCCGGCUCCGUGUUAUUGGAAUGCGGGUGGUCGUCGAAGCACUUGACGUCGUCUGGCCACCCUUCAUUUUGGGAGGUACCAGCAGAAUGACCUUACUUCUUCUGAUUCAGAAUUUAUCGUCUUCGUCUUCUGGGCACAGGCGGCGCAUGAUUUACGGCGUCGCUCCCUCCGUCUUCGACCGAUCCUUAUCCUUGUAAUAAUCUUUCGUUGCGGCCGGAGAGCGACACGGGCUACGUAAAAAGCAUCGCAUUAACCUCAGCCGCAGAGCGUUUUCGAUUUUCGCAUUCGAAAUCAAAACAGGGAAAAAUGGAUGAAAUGUGACAAGGCACGCGAUGGUUUUUCCCCAAAACGGUGUAUCGUGUGUCCGGUUGCAUCACACCGUCCCGAGUUUUGUUUUCCUUUCGGCGGAAGGCUCAAAGGAUUCACGCAACAGAGUCGUUUGCACACAACGAGCUACUGAUAUACAGUCGUCACAAAGAAAAUUACUAGUGCUGCAACAAGUAAAUCUCCAUAAAACACCUGUCCCCUUUCGGUUUGGAGGCUAUCUCUUAGUUCGGGAAAGGGUCGUUAGCCGCCGUCUCACAUCAUUAAAAGAUGGCGGUAAUAGCCGCGAUGGCGGUACGAUCGAAUCGCUUAGAAGGUGUCAAAGUUAGGAGAACACCUGCCCGCCGAUGGAAUCGAAAGAUGCGAAGAGUUCCCAGCCGAAUUUGCAUAUGAGUAAGAAAGAGCGAACGGUCGAUGCAAAUCAACCGUUCUUUUGUUAUUUAGGCCCCCAGAAGGACGAAGGAUGCAAAAGUCUGCGUGCGCGGGCGAACGGACGGCCCGAGAUUUACAGGCAGUUCGUUGCACACUGUCUUUUGAGAGGUGCCGCCGUCUGCCGAGAAGGCCAAUAGAUUUGUCUCCUCUACAAUAAUAAUAAUAAGGACGAAGAUGGUGAUGAUUAUGAGUCUCGGGGAUAUCGUUCCCGAUGGGUUAAUCUUAAAAUUAGAAGGGUUGCUUCUAACCGAACCAUCUGUGCUGAGUUUUUGCGCAAUACAAAAUCCCUUCUCCUUGAGGGGCGCGACUAAUUAGCACUUGAAAUAAGAUUAUUAUAAUGAUGGAGGCGACGGAAACCAAUUAAACUGAUAUUCAUCUGGGUUGAAGCUCAUGUACAUUGACAGCCUGUUGACUGUGCACACCAAUUAGCGAGGCUGUUCCUGCUGACAUAUGUGUGCUCUUCCUCUUCCGUUUUUUCCGUCACUCUCCAAUCUAUUGCAUAUGUCCAAUACCCGCGAAAGCGCGCCCAUAUCCGACGUCUGAAUGAGCAAUCACGUACAUUUGGUACGUUUCAAUUUGUCUAAAACGCGGCUGAAGGGGGCUCGGCUAAGAGCCGCUGCUUUGUGAGCCCGCAUUACUAAAUCAGAAAGAAAUCGGAGGGAAAUGUUGGGCGAUGAAGGAAAGCGACACUUUCAAGUAUGCAAAUCACCGACCGCAAGAGUUACCUUCUUCUCACUUUCGCUCGCAGUUAAACCUAAUGGACGCACGUUGUCAUGACGAUUCCACUUCCUCUCAAUCGCAACUAAUGAACCUUUCCUGAAGGCUUUUGAUAAUCUGAGGACGGAUAAUCUCGACUCGCUACUCAUUUGUCGCGCUCAUGUUUCGAAUAAUAAGAGGUUCUCGGAUGCAGGAGGGCAUGUGCAGGCGGUUAAUUACCUGCGAAAGGGACUGGUUCCGGAUAAACAAGAUCUUAUUUGGUUGGGCUCUCCGUCUCUUUUCUUGGUAUGCUCAAUUUGUUGAGGUCGUGUGGGCUGUUGGGCGAAAAAAUGGAGGCCAAUUUGAGAAAUGGUUUGUAUGAAUAUGUAACAGUGUACCUCUUCCUCCCCCGCGAGAGACAAGAAGUUAAUCUUGGACAAGCACUCAUUGACCAUGGCUGGUGGCCGGACGUUCGGAUUAACCUGAAGGGCCAUUGACACGUGUAUUGAAGCUUCUUCGAUUGUCUUCUCUCCUGUUUAUUUGCCCGGGGGACUCUGGUAACCGGAGCCCUGUUUUGUGCUCGUUCCUCAUGAGCUGGACAGUAGGGAUGCAGAACAGGCGCCUGAAAAAAACAGGCGCAGGCGCCAAAAAUCGCCUGUUUUGCAUCCCUACUGUUCAGAGUCGACCAAUUUCCCCUUUCGAAUUAUCCCAAUGUGACGUCACACACUCUCAAAUUGGCUGUGAAACACAUGGCCAAACAUUCCUACAUAUUCUCACUCUUGUUUCCGUAAUGGACAGAAGAAGGCGUGAUUUUGAGUAGGUGUAAGAUGGAGGUGUAAUAAUGCGUCGUCGUGCGUCACACAGUUCGUCCUCGGAUGUAUCAUGGCGACGAGACACGCUCGGAUGAGUUCCGAUCCUAAUUUGAAUGUCACUCACUCUCUCUCUUCCCGCAGACGACCCACCGACUUGUUUGGCGGAAAAGGUGGGGGUCAAUCUGCGAUGAUUGAUCCGUUUGAUAACAAAUUGGCAUGACACUUGGGUCCGAAGACUCUGAGACUCCUGAAGACUCCCAAGGGAAGCAAUAUCUAGAGGGGACCGGAAGACUUUCCUGAAACUCAGAUGACCCCACAAACGGGUAACUCGAUCCUAAUCCCACAUUCCUUUAUUCCAUUGUGUGCUCAACAAGUUUGUGUAAUAAUAGUUGCGGACGGGUCGAGGUGAUCAAAAUUGAUGCGAUAUGGAUGAGUCUGCUGUUGAGCAUCUUCCCGGGAGGGUUGCGCAACACGUGUUUGUACUCGCACGCGUCUUCUUCGAGAACGUCGCACGUCUGUUGGCAGAAGGUCUCCCGAGUGCAGCAGGAAAUGUGGCCGGCCGGUCCGAAGCCGAUGAAUUUUUAAACAUGUUUUGAUAUGUAAGAGUGUUUACCCACUCACAACUGCAGAGAUUCAUAAAGUCGACCGUGGGAACUGACUUCUUCUGUCUUAGGCUCUUUCCCGUCCGUACUAUGCUAUUUAGCUUAUUCGCCUUUCAAGAUGAUUCUAUAAUAGAGGGCGUCUCCUCUUCCUCGCGCUAUGAGUUUGUAUUCCAUAUAACAUAGACGGCUCCAAAAAGAGGCAGAGUAAAUUUCGUUUAAAAUGGGGAUAAUUGAGUUGGGUUGUUGUGGCAGUGGCCGUUUCCCGCGCUCUCGAGAAAGAAGAAAAACGGGAGGAGAGGAAGGGAUCUUGAUAAGAGAUGUCGAGUGCCGGCCACGCGCGCCGACUGAUGCGAACUCCAUCCGAUUAUCGAAAUUUAUGACUUCUUCCCCACAGAGAGACUGUAAUUAUGAACUGCCGAUUAAUUUAUGGGGUCGUCGAACGUCGUCGACGACGAAGACGAAGAACGGAACGCCAGAAAUGACUACUCGACUUAAUUUAUUUAUAAAUCGGUACGGUCAACGAAGACUACGUCAGGUUGGAUUACGGUAAUUGGGACUCAAAAAUUAGUGUGACAAAGGAGAGCGAAGAAAUGCCGAACCCAUUAUUAGCAAUUAACCCCAGACACUGUUGUACAACACAGAUGACUCGGCGACUUUCGGACCUUUACCACCUGUCCAGUCAUUUGCGACGGACCGCCGAAACAUGGAGAGAAGAAGAAGCGGGCCUUGGCCAUUAGGCACCAGAUCGACGCGAGGGACGUGUCGUCCUUGUCCACUUUUUGGCUCAUUUACCCUCCGACGAUGCAGCUCGCCCCCUCAUAAAAUGUGGAACUUUUCGUGGUAACAACUCGUCGUAAAUGUCCACGAUUUAUGAGAGGGAACACCCGGAGGAUUGUAAAAAGUGUGUGUGGAAUUGGGUGGCAAAUUGAUGUGUGAAGUGACCCAGAGGCACGUGAAAUCGGAUACUUUUGUGGCGAAGAUUCACACUUCUUCCGGCUGCUGCUAUUCAUCCCUCGGAUGGCAUUAGCAUUAGGAUGCGCGUGGUGUUGUCAAAUGGCUGUCAAUUUAUUUGUCUUUUGGCAGACGUCUGUACGGUGGCAGGUGGCAUCUCGCCUAUUGGAAUGGUAUUAGCCUCGAUGCACAUGUCCCGUGAUUAUUGGGCGAAUUUGCGUGAGACGGGCGUAAACAUUGAUAAUUGGCACAAUCUCAGUCGUCCUUCACUUUAUCAUUCGGCUCCGUUCCGGGGUGCAAAGACUCUCCCGUUCCGCUUUUCUCAAGUGCAUUGACACAUGUUCGAUGGUAAUAGAGUCGGUCUCGCAAAGAAAUCAGCGGCAUUCUUGACCAAAUGGCCCUCUUUUGGCGCAUGUCUUUGUGCUCUAUGAGGAGCUUACAGUAGAAUGACACCGCCAAUUAGCCGCCUUACGCAAGCCAACGGAAAGGGGGAUUAUUUGAUUUACGGGAGGUAUCGGGUCCAAUGAUCCGGAAGCCGAGGGAGACCUCUUUGUGUGUUCUUCAUUAAUGGGCAACGGAAAUGAAUAAGACAACGUGACUAUUUUGGCAUGUUUCAGGUUCCGAAAUCGGAAUCCGACGAUCGAAGUGCGCAUGGGAGACCUUGUUCGUUUUGUGUGUCCGGACAAUGAGGGCAUGGGGACGAGCGGAGAGUACUUGAUUGUCUACGAAGUUUCCGAAUUGGCCAAGGAUGAGUGCUCUCUGGAAUCGGAUUCACGCGAAGUCGUCAGAUGUGGACCGGAGGGACUCGCAGACGUUAUGCUCCGCACUCAGCAGUUGUCUGGAAAACGAGUGGAGCACAAGAAGAGGAAUCCGGUGAAGAACGUGGCACAACUCAUCAGACAAAUCAACCCCAUUCCGAACGGGAGAGAGUACCAAAUAGGACAGACCUACUACUACAUGAGUGAGUGAUUAAACCUAUUCUUCUCUGAGUUACCCUCUGUUUUCAGCUACCUCAUCCGGUAAACUGGAAGGAAUGAACAAGCAGAUAUCGGGUCUUUGCGAGUCGCAGAACAUGAGACUCGCCAUGAAAGUGAUGGCCAGUCAGGCGGCUCAUCCUGUCAAACCGAUGGCUCCGACUCGCCGACAAGAGGAUUUCGUAACGAAAAGCAGCGCGGAAAUGAUGGGCGGACAGGAGGACGAGGACUCGGAGAACGACAGCGCCCAUCUGCUGCCGAGAGAUUUGGAGGGAACCACGAAUCCAAAGUUUAGGAGACCGUCACAGUUGGAGCAGGCGGCCGCAUCGGCUGGGGUGCAGGACCAACAGUUUUACAAGGUAAUCGGAAAAAAAAAGAAAGUAAGAGAGAAUGAAAAGUUGCAGGUGGUUCAAAUGGCGAAAGAGGGAAAGACGGGGACGUUCGAGAAUGAGAGGGGCGAAGGCCUGAAUAAAGGUUCGGAGAGCAACGGCUGGCAUCCUGUGAAUGUGCAGUACGUGGCCGAUUUGAUGCACGACGCCUACCAGAAUGUGGACGCGAGCCUCACUUAUCAGAGGGAGCCCGAUUUUGAAAUCCAUGAAGAUAGUGGUGAGGAAAAAGACUACCUAGAAAUAAAUUUAGAAAGACUAUUUUCAGAUCUUGCGGUGAAGUCAUUGGAGUACUCGUCCUCGGCGUUCGCCAUUUCAACACUGCCUGCUCUUCUUCUCGUGCUUGCCUUCUUUCUUUUCUAA